Molecule: messenger RNA, 1885 nt
Organism: Linum tenue
Lineage: Eukaryota; Viridiplantae; Streptophyta; Magnoliopsida; Malpighiales; Linaceae
Source: the annotation of a GenBank genome assembly
UGUAUUUUUCUUUUUUUCCUCCUUUCUCUUUCGCCGUGCUGAUUGCUUUGCUUGCUCUACUUGUUAAUAUUAUCAACACCGACAUCUCGCGGGAGCAGACUAUCCUACUCCCAUUCUUUUCCUUUUCCCCUCCGACGACAAAGGUUCCAAGUAUUGCAUAAUCGCCGGCGAAUUUGGCUUCUCGGGUGUUCCUUCCCAAGUGCAUCUGAGGGCUGGCCAUUUCUCCCAGUUGAAAAAGGAACGAUGGUUUCUGCAAAUAGAGAAAUGGCUGUGUAUUGCUUUGACACACUCGUUGCUCACUAUAACAACAAGGAAGCCCCGCCUCCUGCCUUUGACGAGGGCCAACAUCCAUUGUUUGUCACUUGGAAGAAAGUGGUCAGUGGUGGUGAGCCUCGUCUACGUGGAUGCAUUGGGACUUUGGAAGCUAGAGGUUUGAUUAAUGGAUUCAAGGACUAUGCUUUAACCAGUGCUUUGAGGGACCGGAGGUUUCCUCCUAUACAGGCCAAGGAGCUGCCUUCUCUAGAAUGUACAGUGUCUAUUCUAACUAAUUAUGAGACUGCUAACAACUAUCUUGACUGGGAGGGUCCAAAACUCAGGGCAGUGAAUGUAACGUUUGAGCUAAGCAUGCAUUUUCAAGUCAAUGUUGCAGCUACUUCAUACCCUAAAUGCAAAAGGCAGUUUAUGAUAUCCUAAGAGUUGAAAAUUGAAGCGUAGUCCAAAAAAUAUUUAGAUCCCUUUGGAUAUGUAUUGUUAAACCCUUAUAACUUAUAACUGUAUGGUGGCCUUGUUUUAAAUUUCUAUAAAAAGGCCCUCUCUUUAAGCUUUUAAAAAUUUCUUGAGUCUACCAAGGAAAGUUACCUUUUUGUCCUCUUAAGAGAAUGAAAUUAUCGUAACUCACAAAUAAUCAAGUCUUACAUAUCAAUUCUGAAUGCAUGUAUCUUGUUCGAUCCUUGGACUACUAAUCCUGGUCAAAAGUUUGAGUUGCAAGUGGCAAUCAAAUUUGUCAAUUGUGUAACAGUUUUUUUUAUGAAAUUCCCUAAUAUGUUGAUGGUUUAAAGUUUGCAGUUCAACAGCAUCUGAUCACCUUUUGGAAAGAAAAUAACAAGUUCUUCAAAUGACCGUGAUUGCAGGUUGGGGUACAUGGUAUGAUUAUUGAAUUUACCGACCCUAACAGCCAUACAAGGCGGAGUGCCACAUAUUUGCCUGAAGUCGCUGCCCAUGAAGGUUGGACGAAAUUGGAGGCAAUCGAAUCGCUUAUGCGCAAAGCUAGCUACAAUGGCGUCAUCACUGAAUCACUUCGAAAGUCCAUCAAACUGACGCGUUACCAGAGCACACUUUUCACCAUGACGUACAGCGACUACGUCUCGUACGUGAAAGAAACCAGGGGGGUUACAGCUCCGGUUAUGAAUGGGGCUACUCCUAAGCUUGCCAUGUAUUGAUUCUUCUUCUUCCAAUCCAAGUAUAAUUGGGAGAAAGAAACAACUAGGCAGUCAACUCAAAAAAUGAAGGGCUUCUUUUGGUGUCAUGUCACUGCAAUUUGUAUUCAUGUUCAAAACCAACGAUGGAAAAUUUGGCAGCUGUCUGUGUGGCGCAAGGCUGGAGUUUGUUCUGUGAACUCUAGUUUUCCUGCCUGGGCUGCAAUGGCAAAUGUGAAUCUGUAUUGGGCAACCCUGUUUGUGUUCGUAUUCUGUUCGCAUUAAGCUUGUUCAGAAGCUUUUGUUGGAGUCACGUCUGUUAAUAUCUCUGUUGUUCGUCUCUGGACGAUAAGCGAUACGAUUGACUGCUUUGUAUCUUUUGUUAAAACCGAUAUGAACAGGCAUAUAAACCAAUUGUACCUCUGUUCGACAAUACCACUUACUAAAUCGGGAUAACGAUAUUAAGCACA